AUCUAAUAUCACUUUGCACAGAGGCCCAGCAGUGUUUGGAUCCAGAGCUGCAACGAACUGGUUUUUACUGAACUUAGUUCAUUGCAUAUUAAAACGGACCUACAUUAAUAGCUGUGGUUUCAUUUAUCUGUCUACUGUACAAGUGUUUAGAAUCUCAUGAGAUAGUGUGUGUGUUUUUGUCUUUGAAAUAAUUUACUGUGUAACUGGAGGCAAGGAACUCCAGAACUGUCAAGGGCCUAAAAUGUCGAGAACAUCCGGUACCACCCCGGUGCUUGUCGUUGAAACAGUGCCCCUUGGGGAGGCCCUGCCAAUGUCAGAACGCACAGUCACUAAUAGGAAUCCGGCCCUUGAUGGUGUAAUCGACUUCAUUGGUGGAACAACGGGCGCCACUGCCUCUGUCUAUGUUGGACAAUCUCUGGACACUGUCAAAGUGAAAAUGCAAACCUUUCCUACCUUAUACAAAAAUGCUCUUGACUGUUUUGCGAAAACUUACCGUCAGGAUGGUAUUGCUCGAGGCUUGUAUGCUGGCACUGUGCCAGCAUUAGCAGCAAAUAUAUCAGAAAACUCGGUGUUAUUCAUGUUUUAUGGAUUAUGCCAAAAGAUUAUGACAAAGGUUGUAGGAAAGGAACACGUGACUCAUUUAAAUCCACUUGAAAAUGCCCUAUCUGGAGGUACAGCAGCGUUCUUCUCUUCAUUCACGCUGUGCCCAACGGAGCUGGUUAAGUGCCGUCUACAGGCAAUGCGCGAGAUGGCUAGUCUGGGAAAGCUGGAGGGAGGACUAGAAAGGCUGAAAAUAGGACCGUUCGGUUUAACAAAAGAAAUCUUACAACAAGAGGGCAUCCGGGGCCUGUUUAAAGGACUGACGGCAACAUUUAUGAGAGAGAUCCCUGGCUACGUGUUUUUCUUUGGUGGAUACGAGGCCACUCGACAUCUUCUCACACCAGCAGGCAAAACCAAAGAUGAAAUAGGAGCAUUCCGUACAGUGCUUUCAGGCGGUGUGGGUGGGGUGUGCCUGUGGGUGACCAUAUUCCCCGCAGACGUGGUCAAGUCUCGCGUACAAGUGGCCUCUACUGCUGGUAUGCUGGAGCCCACAUUCAGAAGUGUCAUAAAACAGAUCUACAAGGAAGAAGGUAUACAGGCUUUAUACAAGGGCCUUGGGCCAACAGUAUUGAGAACAUUCCCAGCUACCGGCGCUCUCUUCCUGGCAUACGAAACCACGAAAAAAUGGCUGGGUUACGCUGCUGAUACAUACACAUAAAAAUAGGGCUCCAGAAUAACUAUCAGAUCUGACUGAGUGUUGUCUUAGAAAUAGUGCUAAUGUUGAUGUGAAGGUUAAGGGUUUUGCAUUGAGAUACUAAGGUGAUGAUUUGUGUCCAUGUUGUUUUCAGUAUGAAGUGUAGAAUCAAGAAAAGUGUGUGAAUGCAGUGCCAGUCACUGUAUGAUCAGGAUCAGCGAAAUACUUCACACAACUGUUGAAUCAUUAUUAAAUUUUUAGUCGUGCAGUGUUUAUUGUUAAAAUGGUCAGAAUUACUUAGCCUGCCAUGCCUGUAACUUAAUGGAUUUAAAAAAAUAUAUCACAAGAUUUUUAAUUACAUGUAUCAUUUAAUGCAUUAUUUUUGACCAGCACUGACUCAACACUGUUGGCUUUCCCCUGACAAAAGUUAAGUUGCAACAAAACACUCAUUGAAAUGUUUGUUUGUUGCUGAAGCUUUAAUAUUGACGUUUCAGGUAAAGCUAUUUAGCAAACUUUUUUUUUUAAAUCAAAUUUUAGGAAGUCUGAUGCUUUUUUUUUAAGGAUGAAUAUUUUAUUCCUAGUCAAAAUUAUGAUGCUAGAAUAAACAAUAUACAUAACAGUUUGUAAUAACCAGUUUACAUUUUGAUUGAAUCUCAAUUUUGAGAAAGUUUUACAUGACAUUGAUGUUGUUUUUUUCUUACUUUAUACAUAAUUAUCAUGGUGUGUUGUUAGAUGAUUUCUUCCAUUCUCUCAGUUAUUAAUUGGCAGGAAAACUAAAUAAAACUGAAAUCAGA
Mya arenaria is the source of this 2028-nucleotide messenger RNA. RefSeq names its product mitochondrial ornithine transporter 1-like. The record is from RefSeq and is a predicted model, not a curated record. Gene Ontology annotation, biological process: mitochondrial L-ornithine transmembrane transport. Gene Ontology annotation, molecular function: L-ornithine transmembrane transporter activity. Lineage: Eukaryota; Metazoa; Mollusca; Bivalvia; Myida; Myidae. The transcript has 6 exons. Bases 242 to 1258 code for a protein of 338 amino acids.